This is a messenger RNA of Toxorhynchites rutilus septentrionalis, 4965 nucleotides long. RefSeq lists its product as uncharacterized. The transcript has 3 exons. Bases 427 to 4965 code for a protein of 1512 amino acids. Lineage: Eukaryota; Metazoa; Arthropoda; Insecta; Diptera; Culicidae. The record is from RefSeq and is a predicted model, not a curated record.
GCUACGCACAGUCGACUAAGGCCUACCUGCAUGAGUUAACCAUCUUGCGACGAAAUGUCAGAAAAGGCACCAGAGUGAAUAAAAACAGUAUAGAAAGGAGAAAAUAGAUAAACAAAAGGCAAACGGAUGAAUUGAGUUGGAUAGUUUUUGAAAGUGUAUUGAAAUUUACAGAGAAAUCGUUAGAAUUUCUAAAAGGAAUUUAUUGCCGCUGAUAGCCAAAUAACUGCUGGAUCCUGAGAGACCUGAAAAAAAGAAAAAUAUUGUAAAAUUAAUAAAGAAACUGUAAAAUGUAAGUAGAACCUGAAAAGAAAAGAAAUGAGAUUAAUUAAAUACAUAAAAUUUCAGUUUCAAGCUGCGAAACAAGAAAAUUGCUGCUUUGAAAAUUAGUUUGUUGUGACGACCCCGAACAAACUUGAAAAUUUUACAAUGGCAGAAUUGACCCUUUCACCCGAAGCUGCCGAAAAGACGGGUUACAAUUGUGCCGCUUGUGAGCGACCGGAUCACGCAGAGAAGGAUAUGGUGUUUUGUGACCAAUGUCAAAACUGGUAUCAUUUUGGAUGUGCCGGUGUAACGAAUGCGGUAAAGGACGAUUCAUCGUGGAUAUGCGGCAAGUGCAUGAAAAAUGCCGCUGGUAGUUCCGUGACGUCAGAGUUGGAGCAAGAAUUGAAAAGGCUCGAGGAAGAAAAAAGAGUCCAACAGCUAGCUAUGGAGAAGGAAAGAGUCCUGCAUAAACGGCGCCUGGAGCUGCAGCAGGAAAUGUUUCUGAUGCGAAAAAAACUGGAACAGGAGAAACGCGAAAUGGAGUUAGCCUUCGAAAAAGAGCAGUUGGAGAAGGAAAUCGCUGAGGAAGAAUCGUUCCAGAAGAAAAGUGAGCAGAUGAGAAAGGAGAUGCACGGUAAAUUGAAUAAGCUUAGACAGCAACGGAGCAAGGAUUUCGAUAGUGGUGUGAAAGAAAAAACGGAAGAAGCUGAAGGUUGUGAAGAUGAUUGCUCGAGUGACAAAGAAAAGCCGAAGCAGUCGGGACUGGAGAAAACAAAGCCAGGAAAAGCAGAAACCGAAAAAAAAAGGUCGGAAAAAGGCAAACCUGGGAAAAUGGAUCUGGUCGAGACUGGCAACGGAGAUUUUCGAGGAGCAUAUCAAAAAUACUCCACUCCAAAAACAUGUUUAGUUCCGUUGGUCACAUCGCCAUCAUUGGAGGAAAUUCCGCCUGUCGACGCGGAAUCCGUAAAAGGUGAUACACAGGAAAAGAUCGAAAGUAAGAAGAACGACGCGGUUUCAAAUGACGUGCGAGAAGCAAAUGAGGACGAUAGUGAAUCCAGCGAAUCAAAUGAGGAUCACGAAUCGGUGACAGUACAAGCUGGUCAAAACAAGCAACAAAGAUGUCGUCGAGGACCUACCAAAGCUCAGCUGUCCGCCAGGCAGUUCCUGUCGAAGAAGUUGCCGGUAUUUUCCGGAAAGUUAGAGGACUGGCCGAUGUUCAUCUGCAGCUACGAAACAUCUAGCGAGGCUUGUGGGUUUUCGAAUGUCGAGAACCUGGCUCGACUACAAGAGUGCUUGAAGGGCCAAGCAUUGGAAGCAGUUCGUAGUAGGCUCCUACUUCCAGACGCAGUUCCACAGAUCAUUGAGACUCUCCGGAUGUUGUACGGUCGCCCGGAGCACCUUCUAAAUAUGCUAUUGGUGAAGGUGAGAAAGGCUCUCCCACCGAGAGCAGAUCGUUUGAUAACGUUCAUCAAUUUCGGGAUGAUUGUCCAGCAGCUUGCAGAUCACCUGGAAGCAACGAAGCUUACUUCUCAUCUUCUGAAUCCCAUGCUGAUUCAGGAGAUUACCGAAAAGUUGCCCGCAAGUACACAACUUGAGUGGGUGCGGUAUAGAAGGAGAGACCGUGUAGUCACGAUUCGAACUUUAGCCAACUUUCUGUCCGAAAUCGUGAAAGACGCCAGCGAGGUGACGUCAUACUGUGAAGCACCUGUAGUUGUAGACCACGCCAAUCGAAAGUCCAGAGGAAAGGAUAAAGAGCACGAAGGUUUCCUCCAUGCCCACUGUGGACAAGAAAACGCCAACAAAACUCAGGCGCCGAGGGUGAGAAAGCCAUGUAUGAUUUGCGACCGUACUGAUCACCGGGUAAGAAAUUGUGUAGCCUUCCGGAACCUCUCCGUACCACAUCGUUUGGAAGCGGUGCGUAAAUGGAAGUUGUGCUCGAUGUGUCUCAAUGAGCAUGGAAAUGCCCGCUGUAAGCUGAAUUUCCGCUGUAAUGUCGGGACCUGUAGAGAGCCUCACCAUCCUUUACUCCACGCGGCAGGCCCGGAAUCGGGAUCGAACUGCAACUUUCAUUCGUUUCAACGCAAGCAAUCGGUGAUUUUUCGAAUGAUUCCGGUCACAUUGCACUGGGGAAAUCAUACAGUGAACACAGUGGCUUUCCUGGACGAGGGGUCGUCCUACACAUUGGUGGAGAAGUCGGUGGCUAGCGCUCUUAGGACGAAUGGUGUAACGCAACCACUUCGUGUGACGUGGACGGCUGGAAUGUCCCGAUUGGAAAGGAACUCGCAGAAAGUAGAACUGUAUAUUUCGGCUCGAGGUUCAAGUCGCCGGUUCCACAUAAAAGCAGCUCAUACCGUGGAUAACUUGAGGCUUCCCCAGUCGACGCUAGCCCUGACGGAAGUAGUCAAGCAGUAUCCCCAUCUUCAAGAUCUAUCCGUGGUGGAUUUCCAACAUACUGUUCCGCAAAUUCUGAUCGGACUGAAAGACGUUCACUUGUGUGCACCGUUAGAAUCACGAAUCGGGAAAGCGGAAGAGCCAAUCGCUGUGCGGUCCAAGCUUGGUUGGACCAUAUUCGGACCUGUAAGCGGUGGUGUUGAGUCGAGCAUCGUUGGUCAUCAUGCGUGCAGCAGUGUUUCGAACGAGGACCUCCACGAUCUGUUGAAGAGCCACUACACGCUAGAAGAGUCUGGCAUUUCGGUUGCGCUGCUACCGGAAAGCGAAGAGGAUAGGAGAGCGAAAGAUAUCCUGACGCAAACGACGGUAAGAGUAGGUGAUCGUUUUGAGACGGGGUUAUUAUGGAGAUAUGAUAGUCCGUGCUUCCCCGACAGCUAUCCUAUGGCUGUGAAAAGGCUCAAGAGUUUAGAGAGACGUUUAUUGAAGGACAAUGAACUGUACGAUAAAGUACGGUGCAUGGUCUCGGAGUACCUAACCAAGGGCUAUGCGCACAAAGCUUCAGAGUUGGAGCUAGCAGACACCAACCAGAGUAAGGUGUGGUAUUUGCCAUUGAACGUGGUUAUUAAUCCGAAGAAACCGGGUAAAGUCCGCCUUGUUUGGGACGCAGCUGCGGCUGUAGCUGGGGUGUCCCUGAAUUCAAAACUCUUGAAGGGUCCCGAUAUGCUGACUGCUCUCCCAGCAGUUAUUUGCAAGUUUCGAGAGAAAAAAGUGGGUUUUGGUGCAGACAUCAAAGAGAUGUAUCAUCAGUUGAAAAUUCGAAAAGAAGAUAAGCAAGCGCAGAGGUUCCUGUUCCGAGAGAAUCCAGCCAGCGCUCCGGAGGUAUUUAUUAUGGACGUUGCUACCUUUGGGGCGACCAGUUCACCUUGCUCCGCCCAGUUUGUGAAGAACAUGAAUGCAAAGGAGUUCGCAGGGCGGUUUCCAGAGGCAGCGAGAGCGAUUCUAGAGAACCAUUACGUCGAUGAUUAUUUCGAUAGCACGGAGACAGUCGAGGAAGCAGUGAAGCUGGCGAAGAAGGUAACGUUUGUUCAUUCAAAGGGCGGCUUCGAGCUUCGAAAUUGGGUCUCUAGUUCAGAGGUGUUCCUGCGAGAAAUGGGGGAGACAAAAGAAAAUCAAUGUGUUCAUUUUAAUCAAGACAAGGAAACAGGGCAAGAAAGGGUCUUGGGAAUAGUGUGGAAUUCAGUAAGCGACGAGUUUACGUUCUCAGCAAGGUUACGUGAAGAUUUGCUGCCGUACCUGAUAGGAGAGAGGCGGCCCACGAAAAGGGGGGUCAUGAGCUGCAUCAUGAGCUUGUUCGAUCCCAUUGGGUUUUUGGCUUCCUUCACUAUUUAUGGAAAAAUGCUUAUUCAAGAUCUUUGGCGCAGUGGAUGUGCCUGGGACCAGCAGAUCAACGACGAGUGUAGCGAGAAAUGGAAUCGUUGGGUCGGUCGGCUUCCAGAAAUCGAAAGAGUGCGGAUCCCUCGUUAUCACUUCACGGGAGGAUUAUCUGUGGACUACAGUACGUUGCAACUACACGUUCUUGUCGAUGCUAGUGAGAAUGCAUAUGGUGCUGUUGCAUAUUUCCGUGUCAUGACUGCUUCUGGUCCUAUUUGUUCGCUUGUGAUGGCACGUUCCAAGGUUGCACCUUUGAAGCAGCUGUCAAUUCCGCGCCUGGAACUACAGGCCGCGGUACUAGGUUCUAGAUUGCUAAAUUCCAUCAUCGAUAACCAUUCCGUAGAGGUGAAACAGCGGUUUAUUUGGACAGAUUCGAGGACAGUACUUUCUUGGAUCCACUCGGAUCAGCGACGCUACAAGCAAUUCGUUGCUUUCCGAAUUGGUGAAAUCCUUAGUCUCACGAAGCUCGAUGAAUGGCGGUGGGUUUCCACUAGAAACAACAUCGCUGACGACCUAACCAAAUGGGAUCGAGGACACAAUCUAAAUUCGAACGGUCCUUGGUUUCGGGGUCCACAUUUCCUGUUCCAUCAGGAAGAUUCCUGGCCAGAACAGAAGCGCGUAACACCGAAUGUGCCUGAAGAGAUACGUGCCCACAUACUGUUCCACGACAUUUCACUGUCAGAACCUGUAAUCGAUCCGUUGCGUUUUUCAAGAUGGAAGGUCUUAGUUCGAACGAUAGCCUGCGUCUACCGGUUUGUUUCGAACUGCAAGCGAAAAAAGGAAGGAUGGGCCAUCGAAGGUGUACCAACGACCGAUGCUCUCAAGAGAAAAAAGCAUAUUUGUGGCGAUUCGCACAAGCGGAAGCAUACGGGGAUGAGGUGA